GUUGCCAGACAGCUCGAUCCUGCGUUGCCAACGACAGCAAAGCCAGCGUUGCCAUCGCACACAAAGCAACAACAAACGGCGCCAAAAAAGCGUAAGCAAACUGGAAAAAAGUGCAACAACCAAAGCAUUUCGCUGCAAUAAACGGAGCACAUCACACACACGCCGCCAGCACCAUGAGCAUGAGCAUGGACGAGUCCAUCUGUGCGUACUUCGUGAACAACCAGAAGCCCAGCGACGCCGGCGGUGGCGUUGGCGGAGCUGCCCAAGAUGUGGACACCCUGGAGCAAUUCGAGGCGGCACGGGAACUUCUGGGCCAGCAGCUGGCCGAGACCCAAAUCCGGCAGAUAAAGCCCAGCGAGGGCUAUCCCCUGAUAGCCGCCGGCAAGCUAACCAAAAAGGAUGUCUUCGUGCUGGCCCAGUUCGAUGGUGACUUCUUCGAGCAACUGCAGCAGACGCGCGCCCUGAUCCUGGGGCCGCCCUGCUUGAUAACCUGCCUGCGACGCGAUGAGCCCAUACCGCUGGGCAGCAGUGCCAUCUACACCACGGCCAUGCGGGAUCUGCAGGUCUCGGCCACGGGUAUAACGCCCCAAAAGAAGGAGGAGCUAAGCAGACUCAUCCAUUGGAUGGGCGGUGCCUACUUCCAGAGUUUCGGCCAUCGCACCACCCAUCUCAUAUCGAAUACCAUCAAGUCCAGCAAGUACGAACAGGCCACUCUAAAUGGCGUGCCCGUGAUGCAUGUCGACUGGGUGCAGUACGUCUGGGAGCAGAGUCGACGCAGCCAGCGCGAAGGGAUCAGGGCCACGGAUGCCGAUUUCGAUAAGUACCGGUUGCCCAUCUUCUUUGGGGCCAACAUCACGUGCAGCGGUUUGGAUGUGGCGCGCAAGGAUCAGGUGAUGCGACUGGUCAACGAGAAUGGCGGCAUCUAUCAUCGUGCCUUUCGCUCCCAGGUGGUGGACAUUGUCAUCACCGACCAAUCGAAGACGGACACCGAGAAGUACAAGGCGGCGGUGCGCUACAAGAAGGAUAUCCUCCUGCCGGAGUGGAUAUUCGAUAGCUCACAACGUGGCUAUGCCCUGCCCACCAAGGGUUACGAGAUACGGCCGGGCAAGAAGGCCUCCACCCCCAAUAAAAGCACUCGCAUGUCCGCCACUCCUGCUGCGGAUCAGACACAAUUGUCGGAUCUCUCCAGGAUCAGUUUCGUUUCCGGUUCGCGUCGCAUGGGCAGCGAUCUGACCACCGUCAAUGAAUCCAUCAGCAGUCUGGCCGGCAAUUCGCCUGCCAAGGAUCUCCUUCGGCAGGCCACCACCAGCAGCAGCAGCGGCAGCAGCAGCAAUGGCCGUACCUAUCAGCAGGUGCUGGCCGAGAUUUGUACGCGACAGGCGAAGAAGGCGGGCGCCUUUCUCGACGGCUGCUGUGUGUACUUGAGUGGCUUUCGACCCGAGGAGCGGGAGAAGCUCAACAGGGUGCUGAACACCGGCGGUGCCAUGCGCUACGACGAGGCCAACGAGGGCGUCUCGCACAUCAUUGUGGGCCAACUGGAUGACGGCGAGUAUCGGCAGUGGCAGCGCGACGGUCUCAUGGGUUCGGUGCAUGUGGUGCGGCUGGACUGGCUGCUGGAGAGCAUACGUGCUGGCCGUGUGGUCAGUGAGCUGGUGCAUCGUGUGUCGCUGCCGCAGUGUCGCGAACCCGAUGUGGCCUCGCCAGCGAGCAAGCGAACGUUGCGCUCCAUGAACCACAGUUUCAAGCAGCCCACGUUGCCCAUCAAAAAGAAACUCUUCGAGCAGGAACCAGAGCAGCAACAGCAGCUACAGCAGCAGCUGCAGCAACAGGAACAGGAGCAACAGGAUCAUGACCUUCUGCUCGAUCAGUAUUCGCAGGAUCAGGGUGCUGUGGCCCAAUUGCCGCCGGCGGACAUUAGUCUACUCCAGCCAGCAGCUAGUUCCACUCAAAUGGAGAUAUGCCAGCGCAAAUCCGUGCUGCCCGAUCCACAUCCUCAUCCCCAACUCAGUACCAAUCCGGCUGCAGUCGCCGCUUUGCCAUUGCCCGAUCUUAGUGCCAGCUCACUGGCCAUUGACUACGACAAGCUGGACUACUUUACGGGCAUCUCCGUGUACGUGCACAAGGAGUGCUUCAAUGCGGAGUUCUACAACCAAAUGCUAACCGAAUGUGAGGCUGCCCAGGGUCUGUUGGUCCCCGCGAGCUUUGCGGACGAGGUGGACUUUGCCAUUGUCAGCUUUGAGGUGGCCUUCGAUGUCGCAGAUCUGCCCGUGAAGGCACGCCAUGUGGUCACCGAACUGUUCCUCGAGAGCUGCAUGAAGAAGAACGAACUGCUGCCCCUCGAAUAUUACCAUAAACCAGUGCCAGCCACUGCGUUGCGUAUGCCGCUCAAGGGCAUGACCAUUGUGGUGUCCACCUAUGCGGGCCUGGAGCGGGAUUUCAUCAAUGCGACAGCCGAACUGCUGGGCGCCAGUGUCAAUAAGACCUUCAUCAAGAAGGAGAAACCGCUGCUGGUGUGUCCCACGGCCGAGGGCUCCAAGUACGAGGGUGCCAUCAAAUGGCAAUAUCCCGUGGUCACAUCCGAUUGGCUGGUGCAGUGCGCCCGCACGGGUCACAAGCUACCCUAUGCGUCUCAUUUGGUGGGCAAGAGUCCCGAAGAUUUCCCCAUCUCGCCGCGUUUGCGCGAAAGCAAUACCGUCCGUACGCCCAGGAGACAGGAGGUGACGGUGACGGCACCCGAGGUCACCAUGCAGCAGCAGCUGCAGCAGCGACAGGAAGCGGAAGAGGAGGUGGAGAACCAGCCUGCAGCACCAGAAGUGACACCAUUGCGCAACAAGAGGGUAUCCGAACUGGCCGGAAUUCCGGGGGGCAGCGCACGCCAUCGGAACAGCAGCUCCACCUCAUCACCCGAUUCGCCAUGUACGCCACUUAGCCAGGUGGGUGCACCACCGAACUACAAUCUGGACUUCCUCGAGCAAUUCGUCCAGCGGCUGGACAACGAUGAGGGCAAGGAUUGUGUGCGUCAGAUCAUUCGUGAGAUGCGUGAGAAUCAAACGCCGGAAUUGGAACGCAUACGGCGACAGGCAUGCACACCGGUCAGUCGUAAGCAUCCCCGUCCAGCGCCUGGCAUUCCGGAUUUCUGUCUAACGCCAGAGUUCCAGCAACGGAUGGCGGAUGAUUUCGAGCGGCGCUGGCGCCUGCCCACCCACAAAAUCAAACCCGACACUCCGUUGGCCGUCAUCAGGCAGCGUGUCAUGCGAAUCACAUGCGAAACGCUGGGCAUCGAGUACGACAAUGUUGAUGGUGAUGUUGAGGUGACGCCAGUGGAGGAGCACCAAUCGAACAGGAUGUCAAAGAAGAAGCCACCGGUCAGAAGUCAGGCCAUCAAACUGAAUUUUGAUAAAUCGCCGAAAACACCCAAGCUAACGGUGGGCAGAAAGACGCCACUCAGGGUCUCCAUGGGCUCACCCCGCCAAGCCGGCACCCAAUCUCCCUUUGUGCCCGGCACCCAAAGUCCAGCAGAAGCAUCAUCAUCAUCAUCAGCAGCAGCAACAGCAGCAGCAGCAGCAGCAGCAGCAGCUACUGCCGCUUCAGCACGCCAAUCCGAAGGAGUCAGCACUGUGAACGAUGAGGGCCAAAGCACCAUUGACUUUGACAAGAUCAGUUUCGAGGAGUCCGCUGCAGCUUCAGUUGCGGUGCCGCCGGAUGUCAAACAGAUCACGGACUACCUGCGGAACUGCGAGACGCGACGGAAUAGUUUGAAGCGAAGCCACGACAGCGACAUGGAGUGUGCGGAGAGUGAGGUGCAAUAUGUGCAGCCGUUCGAGUCCGAGGGCUUCGCCCUGGGCACCGAGGACAUGGUCGAUUGGCGUGAUCCCGCCGAGUUCAAUGCGUUCAAUGCGGCCAAGCGGCGAUCGUCGGGCGGUUCGCCCAAGAUGCAGCACAGGGGCACGCCCUGUUUCAGCAUCUCGUGCGGCGAUGAUGAUGAGAAGCGAACGGUUCUAAUCGAACGGAUCGUUCAGUUGGGCGGCAAGAUGUGCGAGAAUCUGGUGAACUACGAUGAUGCAUGCACCCAUUUGCUGUGCGAGCGUCCCAAUCGCGGCGAGAAGAUGCUGGCCUGCAUUGCCGCCGGCAAAUGGAUCCUCAAUUUGCAGUAUAUCGAGCAGUGUCAUGCGCGCGGACACUUUCUCGACGAAUCCCUCUACGAAUGGGGCAACCCGAAGGCACUGAAUUUACCCACUCUGGCACCGGAGGAGGAACCAAUUGCCGCCGCUGUUCAUCGUUGGCGCACCGAUUUGGGUGCACGCCGUGUGGAUGAGGGUAAGGGUGUGGGUGUGGAUGUGGGUGCCUUUUCCAAUCACCGCGUUAUCCUUAGCCUGCACGAACGGAGCGGUGUGCCAAUUAGGAAUGUGCUGCGUGCCGGCGGCGCAUGCAUCCUGGAGCCGAGCUCACCGUUCGCCGGCGAUCCCUUGGCCGCCACAGCCACCCAUUGCUUCGUGGACGCCAAGAAGGCGCCGCUGUCGUCCAGGGACAUGGCCCAUCUCCAGCAGAGCGGUGUGCGAGUGCUCAGCCAGAUGUCCAUCAAUGCCUAUCUGAUGAACGGCCGGGAUGCCGAUCUUGGCAAGUACGAGCUCAAGUAAUUGGAUAAACUCACUUAAUGCCGAUCUAAAAUUCAUCAUCAAUUUUCUCUAUUGUUCCUGUUUGCAAAUUGAUACUUUUUAGUUUACGAAAAAGUUGUUAAUUUAAAGCCUAAAACGGUUUUAAAUUUAAAUAUAUCAUAUGAGACAUUCAUUUGUAAUUAGAAUUUUGCAUUUUUUUUUGUUUGUUUGAAAACAAUUUGAUAUUUUUUCAAGCAUUAUUUGUAAUCUAUACGUAUAAUAAGAAACUAUUUAUGGGCAAAUGAAAAUGAAAAUGCUAAGGAAAUUUAUAAUUAUUAUUUUCUUUUU
Drosophila elegans is the source of this 4943-nucleotide messenger RNA. It is a transcript of the gene mus101, whose product is annotated as DNA topoisomerase 2-binding protein 1-A. NCBI's taxonomy places the organism in Eukaryota, Metazoa, Arthropoda, Insecta, Diptera, Drosophilidae. The record is from RefSeq and is a predicted model, not a curated record. The coding region runs from base 174 to 4637 and encodes 1487 amino acids. Gene Ontology annotation, biological process: mitotic G2 DNA damage checkpoint signaling; mitotic DNA replication checkpoint signaling; DNA replication initiation. The transcript has a single exon.